This is a messenger RNA of Eurytemora carolleeae, 1386 nucleotides long. RefSeq lists its product as uncharacterized. Gene Ontology annotation, cellular component: intracellular anatomical structure. NCBI's taxonomy places the organism in Eukaryota, Metazoa, Arthropoda, Copepoda, Calanoida, Temoridae. Bases 719 to 1291 code for a protein of 190 amino acids. The record is from RefSeq and is a predicted model, not a curated record. The transcript is spliced from 9 exons.
UAAUAAUGUGCAACAAAAAUCAUAGAGAUGACAUUUUACAGACUAUUUUUUUAAGAGUUACGUGACCGGUUCACCAUUAAUAUGAUAUCGCCUUUUUUUCUGAUAAAUUCUGUAAAUAUCCUUCCUUGUCUGCUACAUAAAUCUGCAUUAAAGAAUUAAGCCUUUGCCACAAACUCAAAACUGUCCCUUUAGUAUCCGGAUACUGUCCCUUUAGUAUCCGGAUACUGUCCCUUUAGUAUCCGGAUACUGUCCCUUUAGUAUCCGGAUACUGUCCCUUUAGUAUCCGGAUACUGUCCCUUUAGUAUCCGGAUACUGUCCCUUUAGUAUCCGGAUACUGUCCCUUUAGUAUCCGUGUAGAAAAUAUUGAGGCCCAUUGUGAAACUAUGUCGAACAUUGUUUAUAUAUUAAUUACGCAAAUCUUGUAUUGUGAUCAACCCAGUCCAUGUACGUAUAUAUAUAAAACUUUGUCUGAGAUUUCAGAAUAACUUCUCAAUAGAACUUAAGGGAAAGAAAACCUUGUAAAAAACAGGAAAGCCAAAAAAAUUUCGUCGGCAGCGCAUCUUUUGGUUCCUAAAUCUGGAUUUUUUGGUUCCAAAUUAAAUCUUGCACCCCCUCACUUAAAUCCUGUAUCCGCCACUGCCUCCAUUGCUUCCUACUUUUAUUCAUCAAAAUGAAAUAAAAAAUAAAAUAUAUAUUCUAUAUAAGCUAUAGAAUUAAAAUGGCUGGCGAAAGAUUGAAGGAAAAGCUUGGGUUAAAAGAAUUACAAAAAGAGGGAGGAUGGUUUAGGGAAAUUGGAAAAUCAAAAACGGAAGAAAAUGAUCGGCCUGUGACUUUAAGGCAGUGUUCACAAUUUCAGAAAGGCACUGUUGCUGCAAUGAAUAUGGGACCUUCAGAAGUGAAGGAUUCAUCUUCUAUUCUCUUUAUGCUCCAGGGAGUAGACUUCUCAGCUUGGCACAGAUUAUCAUCGGAUGAAUAUUUCUGUUUUCACUCCGGAUCCAAUAUCAGGAUUCAUAUGAUAGACGGUUCAGGAGCCUACUCUUCCGUCCUAGUUGGACCAGUACUAGAUUUAGACCCGGAGCAGGAGGAGGAACCCGUCCUACAGUAUCUGGUACCUAGAGAUACUUGGUUUGCAUCCGAGCUAGUAAACAAAGAUCUUGAGUCCUACUGCCUUGUUUCAUGCAUAGUUGUUCCUCCGUUUGAGUGGGAUAAGUUUGAACUCGGAGAACUAGGAACUCUGGUUCAACUGUUCCCAGAGCACCAGGAGAGGAUCAAACCAUUCUGUAGAAAUUAAACCUUGCACCAAAAUAAUGUUUCUUAGAAUUCAUGUUUAAAGGGAGUGUUCGCGAAAAAUGAAAGGGGGUAUAGGCUUAAUGCGAUUAAAAAGCG